AUCAACCCAUUUAUUUCCUCCAUCCUACUUACACUACUAAUACUAACAACCCCUAUCAUAAUAUCAUUCACAAAUCUUUAUAAAACCGACAAAUAUCAACACUACGUAAAAAACAUAACUCUCUACGCUUUCAUUGCUAGUCUAACUCCAACAAUAAUAUUUAUCCACACAAACCAAGAAGCACUCAUUUCAAAUUGACACUGAAUAACCAUUCAAACCCUAAAAUUAUCCCUCAGCUUUAAAAUAGACUAUUUCUCACUUAUAUUCAUACCCGUAGCCCUAUUUAUCACAUGAUCUAUUAUAGAAUUCUCAACAUGAUAUAUACACUCAGACCCCUACAUUAACCAAUUCUUCAAGUACCUACUUAUUUUCCUCAUCACGAUACUCAUUCUCAUUACAGCUAACAACAUCUUCCAAUUAUUUAUUGGAUGAGAAGGAGUAGGCAUUAUAUCCUUUCUAUUAAUCAACUGAUGAUCUGCACGAACAGACGCCAACACGGCCGCCCUCCAAGCAAUCCUAUAUAACCGCAUUGGAGACAUCGGACUUCUCGUAUCAAUAGCGUGAUUCUUAUCAAACAUAAACACAUGAGACUUACAACAAAUCUUUAUACUUAACCAAAACCCUUCCAAUACUCCCCUUAUAGGACUUGUACUAGCUGCAACCGGAAAAUCAGCCCAAUUCGGACUACAUCCUUGACUUCCAUCAGCAAUAGAAGGGCCCACCCCCGUCUCAGCCCUACUCCACUCAAGCACAAUAGUUGUAGCCGGAAUCUUCCUACUUAUCCGCUUUCACCCCCUAAUAGAAAACAACGAACCAAUCUUAACAAUAAUCCUCUCUCUAGGAGCUAUUACCACCCUAUUCGCAGCCAUCUGUGCCCUAACCCAAAAUGACAUCAAAAAAAUUAUUGCUUUUUCCACCUCCAGUCAACUUGGCCUAAUAAUAAUAACAGUUGGUCUCAACCAACCCCACUUAGCAUUCCUACAUAUCUGUACACACGCCUUCUUUAAAGCCAUACUAUUCAUAUGUUCCGGCUCCAUCAUCCACAACCUAAACAACGAACAAGACAUCCGAAAAAUAGGAGGCUUGUACAAAAUACUUCCCUUCACCACAACCGCCCUCACCAUUGGCUGUCUCGCACUCACAGGGACCCCUUUUCUUACAGGAUUUUACUCCAAAGACCUCAUCAUUGAAGCCGCCACUUCGUCUUAUACCAACGCCUGAGCCCUAUUACUUAUGCUAACCUCAACUUCCUUCACAGCUAUCUAUAGCGCUCGCAUUAUCUUCUAUACCAUACUAGGACAACCCCGCUUCCCACCAUUCAUAAACAUCAAUGAACUCAACACCACAUCUAUUAACCCUAUCAAACGCUUACUAAUCGGAAGCAUUUUCGCCGGUUUCAUUCUUUCUCAAAACAUCCCCCCUAUAACCACCCCUUUAAUAACUAUACCCCUAUACUUAAAACUUACAGCCCUUACAAUAACAGCACUAGGCUUCAUUCUAGCACUCGAAAUCAACACCUAUACACAAAACCUAAAAUAUCCUUGCCCAUCAAAUUUCACUAAAUUCUCCACCCUACUAGGAUAUUUUCCCACAAUUAUACAUCGCCUACCCACUCACCUAAACCUAACUACAAACCAAAAACUAAUAACUUCCCUACUAGACCUAGCCUGAACAGAAAUUAUUAUACCAAAAACUAUAACCUCCAUACAAUUAAAAGCCUCUAUCCUAACCUCAAACCAAAAAGGCCUUAUCAAAUCCUACUUCCUAUCUUUCCUCAUCUCCCUCACCCUCAGCAUAAUCUUAUUUAAUUACUUCGAGUAA
Molecule: messenger RNA, 1821 nt
Organism: Lipotes vexillifer (Yangtze River dolphin)
Lineage: Eukaryota; Metazoa; Chordata; Mammalia; Artiodactyla; Lipotidae
Source: the annotation of a RefSeq genome assembly